This is a messenger RNA of Ananas comosus (pineapple), 2059 nucleotides long. RefSeq names its product DNA repair protein recA homolog 3, mitochondrial. Gene Ontology annotation, biological process: DNA repair. The record is from RefSeq and is a predicted model, not a curated record. The transcript is spliced from 8 exons. Gene Ontology annotation, molecular function: ATP hydrolysis activity; ATP binding; single-stranded DNA binding. NCBI's taxonomy places the organism in Eukaryota, Viridiplantae, Streptophyta, Magnoliopsida, Poales, Bromeliaceae. The coding region runs from base 285 to 1550 and encodes 421 amino acids.
AGUGCGAAUAGCCAAAUAGCGAGGAAAAUCUGGAGGGAAAAGAGAGUCGUCAAAACCCCCAAAACCCUAACACCGCCAAAAACCCUUCUCUCUCCCUCGCUCUCUCCCCAUUCGUUAUCUUCCUCUUCUCCUUAACAACGACGCUUGCAACGGGGAGCAUGUGAAUCUCUUCUUCUUCUUCUUCUUCUUCUUCUUCUUCUUCUUCAAUCCAACACCCCCCGCCCUCCCUCUCUGCGGCUCGACGAGUCUCAGCGGGGAAGGAAACCACUCCCUCUGGGAGAGCCAUGGCGAGGCUCCUCCGCAACACUUAUGUUAAGCGAGCUCUUUUCUCCCCGGAGGGCUACAGGCAAGGGAUCUGUGGUUCUUCUUUUCACUUCCGUAGCUUCUCAACUAAAGGGAGAAGAAAGUCAAGGUCAGAUGGAACUGAUUCCUGUGAGGAGAAUCUCUCUAAGAAAGACUUAGCUCUACACCAAGCUUUGGAUCAAAUCACAGCUUCAUUUGGAAAAGGGGCAAUUAUGUGGCUUGGUCGCUCUCAUGGUCCUAGAGAAGUUCCUGUUGUGUCUACUGGAUCAUUUGCUUUGGAUAUGGCACUGGGAAUUGGUGGACUUCCAAAGGGACGUGUGGUGGAGGUGUAUGGUCCAGAAGCUUCAGGCAAAACGACUCUUGCUCUUCAUGUUAUUGCUGAAGCACAAAAAUAUGGAGGUUAUUGUGCCUUUGUAGAUGCUGAGCAUGCUCUAGAUCCCGCACUGGCAGAGUCCAUUGGUGUAAAAACUGACAAUUUACUCCUUUCUCAGCCCGAUUGUGGUGAGCAGGCACUUAGUCUUGUCGAUACCCUGAUUCGUAGUGGUUCUGUUGAUGUCGUGGUUGUAGACAGUGUAGCAGCACUUGUCCCUAAAAGUGAACUGGAUGGUGAGAUGGGAGAUGCACACGUGGCCCUCCAAGCUAGGUUGAUGAGUCAAGCUCUUCGCAAACUGAGCCAUUCUCUCUCUCUUUCCCAGACAAUUUUGCUAUUUAUAAAUCAGGUGAGGUCAAAAGUGAGCACGUUUGGUGGAUUUGGAGGGCCAACUGAAGUUACCUCUGGGGGUAAUGCGUUGAAAUUUUACGCGUCUGUCCGCCUGAAUAUCAAACGAAUUGGCUUGGUUAAAAAGGGUGAAGAGACUGUAGGUAGCCAAGUUCUGGUGAAGAUUGUGAAGAAUAAACACGCCCCACCAUUUAAGACUGCUCAGUUUGAGCUCGAAUUUGGAAAAGGGAUAUGCCGCGACUCAGAAAUAAUUGACCUGGGUCUCAAGAAUAAGUUCAUAACAAAAGCUGGCGGUGCUUUCUACAAUUUCAAUGGCCAGAGUUUUCGUGGGAAAGAUGCCAUUAAACGCUAUUUUGCUGAGAAUGAAGGUGUUCGGGAUGAGGUCAUGACGAAGUUAAAAGAGAAAUUAAUGCAAAACGACACAGAGAAGAAGCAUGAUUCGGGAAGUGAAACAGCGGAGGAUGUUUCCGAAGAGAUUGUUGCUUCCGAUACAACGGACGAGGAAAUUGUUGCUGCAGUUGAGGCAUGACAUAACACACCAAAUGUCGCAUUCAGUGAUACAAAGUUAAAAAGGCCAACUUGAAAUGCAGAUUUAGAAAAUGAUAAUCUAUCUAAUUUGGACUUUUUGGAUGAGGAUCUGCGGAGAGCAGUUUCCAAGGGAGAUGCUGGCCUGUUAGAGCGAAUUUAUUCUCUGAUCAUUGUUUUGGGCAUGUAUAAUUGCCUUUGUACGGGAAGGCAGCGAGAGGUGAUGGAAAGUAAAGGGCCGAGUAAUCCUAGUAUGACUUGGGUGCCUCUGGUGUAUCCUGAAGCUAAGUUCAUUCAAGUUAUGAUUUUAUGUGGUAUGUAUAGCUUUUUGAAUUUCUCACGGCUGGUGUGCUUGCAUUUAGCUAUUUAGCUGCCCUGUCUGGUGGUGUUUUACCAGUCUUUUUAUUUCUGUUGGAUUGCUUGUUAUCAAAGUUGAAAAAACUUAAGGUGGUCUAGCGUGACUCCCCAUCCGGUGGUCUAGCGUGGCUGUGGAUGGCGCUUAAUUUUUCUUUC